AAAUAAAUCACAUCAAAAUUGUUAAAAUAAUCUCAUAAUAACAUAAAUAUUUGACUAGACUUCUCAUUAAUUGAUAAAGCCCUCCUUUUUGCACGAUUCAAACUGUCAAAGUUGACAAUUUAAUGAUAGCAUAUCUUGAAGAUAUCAAAGAGAAACGGAACAACUUUUAACACAUCGCUUGGAAAAAAAAUUGUAAAUAAAAAAUUAGCUAUUGAAUAAAAAAUUAAGAGCGGACGUUGCGAUGAUCGUCAAUGAUGGAAUUAUUGGAAACCCAUUAAUGGAUGUUUUCGACGUCGACGAUGAAGUUUCAUUAGAGAGGAAAUCCUCUUCUUUAUUAUUUACCCUUAAACACCUGGCUAGAUAACAAAGGGAAAAAUUUCGUGGUAAAAUAACUUGAAUUUAAAUGUGGAACGGUUUAAACGGGUCUAAAAUGACGAUAACAUUCGAAAAAGUUUAUUGGUUACCGAUUGUGGUGUUUAUUUGGUUCCCUGUAACUUUUAUAAUAACUUACAUUAUUGCUGUUAUAACAGAAGAUGUCCCCCCAAUUUGGCCUUACAUAAGCGAUACAGGUACUUUUCCACCUGAAGCUUGCAUUUUUGGACAAUUAUUAAACACAGGAUCAAUUUUAAUGGCAAUGGUAAUUUAUUUAAGAUAUCGCCAAGUUGCAGAAAUUUCAGCGAUUAAAUCAAUCGAAACCGUAACAAAUUUAAAUUUAUACUCUCUCUGGUUGGGGUUAAUCGCUUCCUUUGGUAUCAGCAUAGUUGGAAAUUUCCAAGAAACCAACGUCUUUUCACUUCACUUAAUCGGAGCAGGGAUGGCUUUCGGACUUGGAGCAAUUUACGAAAUUUUACAAGUCAUCGUCUCUUUGAGGAUAUUUCCUCAUUUAGGUUCAAAACAGAUCAACACGAUCAGAAUAUUUUUAGCGACUCUUUGCACGAUUUGUAUGAAUUUAACCUUCAUUUUUGCUGCAAUUUCCUUUUUAAAAUUCAACGGAACGGACAUAACAAAAUGGACUAAAGAGUACAACGGCUAUAUCGAACAUCUUUGUAGUUCAAUUAACGAGUGGAUUACAGCGAUUGGCACGAUGGGAUUUAUUUUAACUUACACAAAUGAGUUUAAACAAAUUAAGGUGGUCGAACCUGAAUUGCAACUUUUUAAAAGUGAAACACAUUCGAACGAAGUGGAAAGAUACUAAAUAAAACUUAAUAAUAAUAUAACGUUUAAUGAUUAAGGGAAUUCCCAAUUUUUAUUUUUUACAAAGCCACUCUUAUUAAUAAGUAAAUUUAAGUGUGAUUUUUUUUUAAUUUAAUUCUAAGAAGACUUAAAUUUGUCCUCGAGCUAAAAGAGGAGAGCAAACAGUUUGUAAAUUAAACGAAGUAAAAAAAAGCAACCUUGUAAACCUUGAAGAUGCUAAAAGUAUAUAAGAACGGGUUUAUUCGGGUUUAAUUUACUUGGUUUGUUGAUGUUUAGAGUUGAAGAAAGAAAUAUGUAUCUCUUCGUGUUCUUAACACUUUUAGGUUGCUCUUUGGCAGCCCCUUCUGAAACGAAAUCGCCAUGUUUGGAGAAAUUCGAAUACACCCCAUCAGGAUUACCUGGAAAAGUAACUGGCACUUUAAAUCUCCUCACUGAUUACAAAUUAUACGGAGCUUGGGUUCGAUUAAUGUUCGAUUCCCCCGUUAAGACAAUUAAAGUCGAGGGAGAUGUUUUACAACAAGCUAUUUACGAUAAAGAUUCUCCAUCGAACGAAGUUUUAUUGAAAAACCGUGAUUUUAUCAUUAAUAAAAAUGUUCCGGUUAAAAUACCCAUCGUGAUUGCUUACGAGGGGGAUCAGGCACCGAAUUUGAUCGGUUAUCGAUUGAAUGGAAGAGAUAUUUGCCCUGGAUUAGAAUAAGACUUAAUCAUUAAAACAAAAUUGCAAAGUUGGUUGCAAAAAUAAGAAAUAUAAUAACUAUAUUAACGUUU
Molecule: messenger RNA, 1962 nt
Organism: Onthophagus taurus
Lineage: Eukaryota; Metazoa; Arthropoda; Insecta; Coleoptera; Scarabaeidae
Product: DNA damage-regulated autophagy modulator protein 2
Biological process (GO): male courtship behavior; chemosensory behavior; sensory perception of taste
Cellular component (GO): axon; neuronal cell body; dendrite
Source: RefSeq, a predicted model, not a curated record